Molecule: messenger RNA, 2160 nt
Organism: Erythranthe guttata (spotted monkey flower)
Lineage: Eukaryota; Viridiplantae; Streptophyta; Magnoliopsida; Lamiales; Phrymaceae
Source: RefSeq, a predicted model, not a curated record
GUGUAUAUUUGUAGGUAGAUAGAUACAGAGGUUUCUCAGACCUCAACAAUGGCAGGUGGAGACCAAGACCAGAAGAGGGUUUUGGAGAAAUUAAGGAAACAGCUUGCUCUUGCAGUUAGGAGCAUCCAAUGGAGCUAUGGAAUCUUUUGGUCCAUUUCUGCUAAAAAACAUGGUGCGUUGGAAUGGGGCGACGGUUACUAUAACGGAGAUAUUAAAACAAGAAAAACAGUUCAAACUGUAGAAGUGGAUACGGAUCAACUCGGUUUACAACGAAGUGAUCAACUCAGAGAACUUUACGAGUCUCUAUCGUUAGGCGAAGUCAUCCCUCAACCUAAAAGGCCUACAGCUGCUUUAUCGCCCGAAGAUCUAACCGAUGCCGAGUGGUAUUUCUUGGUUUGCAUGUCGUUUGUAUUCAAUGUCGGACAAGGGUUGCCUGGAAAGACAUUAGCGAAAAACGGGACAGUUUGGCUACGCAAUGCACACCGUGCAGACACCAAAGUCUUUUCUCGUUCUUUGCUUGCAAAGAGUGCAUCAAUCAAGACAAUAGUAUGCUUUCCACAUUUAGACGGUGUCGUUGAGCUAGGAACAACCGAACUAGUUCCGGAGGAUCGGAAUCUGGUUCAGCAUGUAAAAACAUCGUUCUUGGAGGGCCUUUCUGAAGAUUUUCCCGAUGUUCCGACGAAUAGCACCGACCUCGACUGUGAAGUGCUCGAUCAUGCUAUUACGGAUUGUGGUGACGUGGAAGUUUCCUCCCCCGAGAGCAGUUCAGGUGAUUUUGCUGACAAUUUGCUGAGAGAGGAGUCGAAUAAUUUAAUAGACGAUAUUGAUAAGGAGGCUUCUCAAAUGAUGAGCUGGCAAUUUAAGGAUGAAGCCAACAGUAACAAUGGCCCGAACAAUUCCACAAGCUCCAGCGACUGUGUGUCUCAAACUCGUGAAAAUCACGCGACUGCUGUCCCUUUUUCCGACGUAAAAAUUCAUGAGAAUCAAGAAUGCAAUAAUAGCAACAAUAACAACAACAACAACAAUAAUAAUAAUAAUAAUGUUCAUUACGAGAGUGUACUUUCGAGCUUAUUGAAGAGUUCCAGCCAGUUGAUGUUGGGCCCGCACGUGAGAAACGGGAAUAAAGAAUCAAGCUUUACUGGCUGGGAUAUAAUAUCGUGUUGCAAGACGCACACUACCACAGUGGGGGCCCCACAAAGUUUGCUGAAGAAAGUGCUGUUUGAGGUUGGUAAAAUGCACGAGAGUUACCGGAUUGAAAACGGUAAAAAAGAUGAGAAAAACGAGGAGGAGAUUUCUAAACCGGAAGUCGAUGAAGUUGAUAGAAAUCAUGUGUUGUCUGAGAGGAAGAGAAGAGAAAAAAUAAACGAGAGGUUUAUGAUUCUUGGUUCUCUAGUCCCGUCUGGUGGCAAGGCCGACAAAGUAUCAAUACUCGACCACACGAUUGAAUACUUGAGAGGUCUCGAGAGAAAAGUCGAAGAGCUCGAAUCCAACAAAGAAUCAACGGAGGUAGAAUCCACCACACAAAGUAAAUCCCACGAUGCCAUUGAAAGGACCUCCGAUAAUUACGGCCCCACCAAAACCGACAAUAGCAACAAGAGGCCACUAACCAAUAGCAAGAGGAAAGCUUGUGAUUUGGACAAAACGGGACCCGCUAAUCGAAGGGUUCGAUUGAAAGACUCUUCGACUGACAGCGUAACGAUCAAGAUUUCCGACAAGGAUGUGUUGAUCGAGUUGAGGUGUAUUUGGAGGGAAUCUGUUUUGUCUGAAGUUAUGGAAGCCGUAAAUAAAUUGAAUCUGCAUUCGCAAACUGUUCAAUCUUCUAACAGCGACGGGAUUUUUUCCAUGUCUAUAAAAGCCAAGUGUAAGGGAGUGAAAAGUGCAUCACCAAGUGUGAUGAGGCAAGCUCUUCAGAAAGUUAUCCGAAAGUGUUGAUGAAAAACGGUGCACACGAAUAAUUUAACGAUGCAUCGAUUGUUUUGUGUGUAAACAACUGUAUGAUGUAACUUUAUUAUCAUGUAAUUUUGAAGGGAUUUUUUUUUUUUUUUUUAUUCCAAUUAGUGAUUAUUUUGUUGAGUACGAUGUUACUACGAUGUUACAUUCGGUGAAUUUUAUCGGGUGUGAUUUUGUCAUUCAUAUAUCUUGAUUACUAUUCAAUUUACA